AUGUUCGAUGAAGGCUGGGGUGGCGUCAUCGCCAAAACCGUGUCACUAGAUGCAUCAAAAGUUAUCAACGUAACGCCUCGAUACGCUCGGCUACGUGCCGGAUCCAACGGAGCAGCCAAAAAGGAUGUAAUUGGGUGGCAGAACAUAGAGCUAAUUAGUGACAGACCUCUCGAAACCAUGCUCAAAGAGUUUAAGCAACUGAAAAAAGAGUACCCUGAUCGGAUCCUCAUCGCUUCCAUCAUGGAGGAAUACAACCAAACCGCUUGGGAAGAGCUCAUUGACCGUGUUGAGCAAACCGGCGUUGUCUGGAGCUGUCUCCACUAUAAAAGGGAGGUUGAAGACAUGAGAGAGAAGCAGAGCACACAAAUGGAAGAAGAAGAGAGAAAGCCAUUGUUAAAGAUUCCGAGCAAAGUCUUGGCCAGACGUAGCGACCCUCUCGUUAAUGGGCUCGUUAAUGGCGUGAACUGGAUGCCAUUGGAAAUCAACUUCUCGUGUCCUCAUGGUAUGCCAGAGCGAAGAAUGGGAGUCGCUGAUGGACAAGACUGUAAGCUUCUGGACGAGGUUUGCGGAUGGAUUAACGCUAAAGCUACAGUUCCGGUUUGGGCGAAGAUGACUCCUAACAUUACUGACAUAACAGAGUUCGGUGCUAUAGGAUUCGAACUCGCAUCCUUAGUAAAGCCAGCUAGGGUAUCUCUGAAAUCAGGAUGUGAAGGAGUCUCAGCCAUCAACACAAUCAUGAGUGUAAUGGGAAUCGAUCUGAAGACGCUGCAUCCUGAGCCAUGUGUUGAAGGUUACUCGACUCCAGGAGGCUACUCUUAUAAUGCUGUUAGGCCAAUUGCGUUUGCGAAAGUUAUGAACAUUGCCCAAAUGAUAAAAUCUGAGUUCAAUGAUAAAGAUUACUCGCUUUCGGGUAUUGGAGGUAUUGAAACUGGAUAUGAUGCUGCUGAAUUCAUUCUCCUCGGAUCUAAUACUGUUCAGGUAUGCACCGGUGUGAUGGUGCACGGCUAUGGUCAUGUGAAAACUCUAUGCGCCGAGCUUCAAGAUUUCAUGAAACAGCAUAACUUCUCGACGAUAGAAGACUUCAGAGGACAUUCGUUUCAGUACUUUACAACACACACGGUUCUUUCCACAACUGAAAGAGAAUCUGAAACAACUCCCUUUCGUAUUCAUUCAACCUGA
Messenger RNA from Microthlaspi erraticum, 1179 nucleotides. The record is from the annotation of a GenBank genome assembly. Lineage: Eukaryota; Viridiplantae; Streptophyta; Magnoliopsida; Brassicales; Brassicaceae.